GCUAACUCCAGAGGCUUGGUUUGUAGCUGUUAGCAGCAGACUGACUGCACGUCCUGUGGGCUUGGCUCCGUCUGACAACGCCCGCUCGACUGGGAGAACCAGAUAACACUCACUUUGACUUGUUCUUUGAAUGAGGGGAUCCUUUGUCAGGUCAGCAAGAGUGAAAUAGACUUUCACAAGCCAGAGAUGAAAGAAAAGUCCAUAAUUUCUGACCUGCACUUGAAGUUUGCUGAAAGGACCUGGAAUGACACUUUUCAGCUUGUCCGAAGAUGCAUGGAGAAAUCCAGAGAUGAAUCCAAACCCUGUGAGCUGCUGGUUAGAUCCCUGGAAAGGCUCCAGCAAGAGGUUAAUGUGUCCUCUAUGAAUACCAUGAGGUCUCGUCUGGAAAUGAUAGCCACACAACAAGGAAUGGGCUUUCAUGUUACUGAGGCCACAUGCUACCUCACAGCUGACUUGUUCUACCUGGAGGUGGUGUUGGCGCCAUGUGGUGGGGUGGAGGAGGUAAAGGUGGCCCCACAUGGAGCACCCCCUGUGUCCAGCGACUCCCUUCUGCAGCUGCUGAGGUUAAAGAAUUUUGCUGACUUCUCUGUGAAACUGGCAGGUCUCUUUACCCAGUACAACAUCCCUGGAGACAAUGAAAUCAAAUUAAAACUGUUAAUGUCUCUGCAACACCUCGGGAGAGACUUGGAGCAGAUAUCACAUUUGCCAAGGGCACCAAAGGACUGUGACCCUGAAAUGGACAUGAUUAACAAUGGCAGCGUUGGGUGUCUAACAAUUGGAAAAGAAGAUUGCCCCUUGACUAUCCAGUUCUAUAUCACCCCAACUGAUGUGAAGAAAACAGAUUCACACACAAAGGCAGUUGCUCAGGCAGCCCAGGUGACUGUCUGUGCCAGUAAUGUGACUCACAAGCUUCAGAUGGCAUCUGUGAUCCCACAGCCUGCACAGCUGGAUCCCCAGGGUUAUCCUGUGUUCCUGCCAUUGAAUGAAGUGGCAAAUGAGACACUGCCUGCCUGCUUUCUCCUCAAACUGCAGCCAGCCGUACCAAUGAUGAUGUCUUUUGUAAACAAGCUGAGCAUAAUUACAGAUGUGACUAUACCAGAUGUUGACCUGCAGUGGGCACCCUUACCCAAGCUUCUGAUGAGAGGGUCACUGAGUCUAAACAACCAUGGGGAGAGAUUAGAUGAGCAGGAUACUAUUUUUACAGUGCCUGUUCCUGGUGAUGUGAUGCACAGUUAUAUUCUCCCCGGAGCUGCAUGGGAGGCGCCUGCACAGAGAGGGACAGUGAUGGACAGUAUUCCCUUCACCCACCCUGCCCAUGUUCCGGCUGUACUGGAGCUGCUGCGCCAUCAGUGUGUCAUUAACCUCCUGCUGAGGAGCUGUAUCAGUUCUCAGUGGGCCAGUCCAGGUUCGGUUUGUGACCUGCACUUUGAAGUCCUUCCAGAGUCUGACACCAGCUUUUCUGUGACCUUCAACCCCCCUAGCACCAACUCCCUCGCUGUUUUGCUGGUGAACAUAUCAGAUUCUCAUCAGAUCACCUGCAGCUUGUUUGCAGCAGGAACAUGUGAUCCAUCCUUGGAUGAAUACAUCACCACUGUUAUGAAGAGGUGCAUGUCCGUUCCUGAGACCCUGACGACAUUAUACAGUAAGCUCGAGGAAAUAACCUCUGCCCUACUUUCUCCUGGCCGCCGGGCCACCACUGAAGCCGAAAAUGACGAGUCAGCUCCCAAGAGCGCCACUGUGACGGACACUAACAGCGCCUUGACCGAGAUCUCCCAGAGAGCAGCUGUGCCAGAGGACAGCUUCAGCAUCUCUGGUUCGGCCCACUAUGCCAUGUCUGUCGCCAAUUCUGAGCUUCCUCCUGAAAUAAAUACGAGUCCUGUUGUCAACCCUUACCCAUUCACUCCUGCGGGUGUGUUUCCACAUUGGAUUGGCAAUAAUGGUCAACUCUCAGAGCUAACCUAAACCUGUUGGUGAUGUUCUGAAGUGUUUUUAUUAUUUUUUCUAAAGAAGUGAAUAAAUGUUCUGGUAAAGCA
Lates calcarifer (barramundi perch) is the source of this 2033-nucleotide messenger RNA. RefSeq lists its product as uncharacterized. Gene Ontology annotation, biological process: regulation of transcription by RNA polymerase II; cellular response to thyroid hormone stimulus. The record is from RefSeq and is a predicted model, not a curated record. Lineage: Eukaryota; Metazoa; Chordata; Actinopteri; Centropomidae. Gene Ontology annotation, cellular component: mediator complex. Bases 187 to 1962 code for a protein of 591 amino acids. The transcript has 18 exons. Gene Ontology annotation, molecular function: transcription coregulator activity; nuclear thyroid hormone receptor binding; nuclear retinoic acid receptor binding.